GAUUCCCGAAAAGUGGGUGCUCUCGUUCUUAGGUCAGAAGAGAUUGGGAAAGAAAGACACUGAAGAAGGCUGUGAAACAUCUUUUCGUCCACAGGAGUCCUUCCUCCACUUGUGUAGUGACAGCUUUGUUGCAAGCAGAUCUUGGAAGAUGACAAUGGACCAAAUCUUAAAGGAGAUUGAGAGAUGCCAGGAUACAUGGAAAAGUUUAGAAGGAGACUGCUUAUCCUUGAAGGCAAAUACAAGGGCAAGUGAGCAGGACUUGGUCAAGUUCCAAGAAGAAUAUGAGCUUCUCGGUCAAAAACUUAUUGAAGCGGAAAAUGAGGCUCAGGCCCAGGAAGCCUCUUUCCAGAAAAAGCUUCAAUUGGAAAAGAAGGAUUCAAAGCAGCUAAUGCAAGAAAAAUUGGCAUUGGAAAAUGAAUUGAAACAUCUGGAGCAGCUCCAUGCAACCCAGGAACAAAUUCGUAAGGUGCCAGCUGCUCUUCCUGACAGAGAAAUGGUGUUUAAAGGUCAUGUGGAAGAGGGAAAGAUGGAGAGCUUGCCAGAAAUGUUGAGUUUUUUGCCCCAGAUCCGAUACCCUGUACUUGGGGGAUCAGCUCUCAUCACCUUUGAGGAUCCUGAAGUUGCCAGGAGGAUCAUCCAAAUAGGACAGCAUUGCAUUCAACUAGAUGAAUGGAGCUACAUGGACGUGAAGGCUGAAGCUAUGACAUUGUUGCUGCCCUCAUUCUUAAAGCAGAUCUCCCUGAAGCAGAGUUCCCAUCAAGUGCUAUUAUCUGGAUUGUCUGCUUUCUCUUUACCCAAGGAUCAACUCCACGACAAGCUAAUUCUGUUUUUCAGCAAACGGAAGAACCAAGGGGGUGAAGUGGAUCAUCUGGAACAGCUUCCAAACUCGGAUAAUGUAGUGUUGACUUUUGUAGAUGAUGGAGUGGCUCAACGGAUCGUUGAAAAAGGGCCGUUCCUGGUAUUGCUUGGAAAGGAGACCCAUCAGGUCAAGGCAUCACAUUGCUUACAUGGGGAAAUUGCAGAUUUACAGUUGCAUCCUUCCAUCUGUCCUCGUACCGUCCUGCUGACAGAGAUUCCAGAUGUCAUAGAGAGGGAGAUGAUGUGUGAAGCUCUGGAGAUCCAUUUCCAGAAGGAAAGCAAGGGUGGAGGAGAGGUGGAAGCUGCUGUGUAUGUUCCAGCUGGACAUUAUGCAGUAGCUGUUUUUGAGGAGGAGGACUGAUUCUGAAUGCCAAAGCUAGAAGAGAUGACAUUUCAUUUGUGAUACAACCAAAAAAAAGUACAUGGAGCAUACUAAUAUUCCAGGAAAGAGGGGAUGAAACUUUUUGAUUGCUUGAAUUGAAGGUUAGAGGAAUGAGGUAAAAACUGAGGAACUGGAUGAUUAGGAGGAAAAUAAGUCUAUUUGUAGUUUAGAUAAUGGAAAGAUCCUCUGCCACAAUUAUAUCUAUUUUUCAAGUCCGAACUAUCCACAAUGUGGUAUGUGUUGUUGUUUGUUUCUUUUAGUAAUUUCAUUGCAUGGCAUUGAAGUGCCUGCUGAAUUUCUAAAUUUUUCUGCAGAUCAUGUUCAGUAAGAAAAAUAAAUAACUAUGAAAUAAGGAGGCAUAUGUAUAAAACAAUAGGCCUUAGAAUGAAAAAUUCAAAAUUAGGAAAAAAUAUAUACCGAUAACAGAAAGCUGUAAAAGUGUAACUGUGAUUUUAAUGUU
Molecule: messenger RNA, 1700 nt
Organism: Thamnophis sirtalis
Lineage: Eukaryota; Metazoa; Chordata; Lepidosauria; Squamata; Natricidae
Gene: IFI35
Product: interferon induced protein 35
Cellular component (GO): nucleus
Source: RefSeq, a predicted model, not a curated record